Messenger RNA from Heterobilharzia americana, 17583 nucleotides. Lineage: Eukaryota; Metazoa; Platyhelminthes; Trematoda; Strigeidida; Schistosomatidae. The record is from the annotation of a GenBank genome assembly.
AUGCGAUCAAAUGUUAGUUGGACUAAAUCUUUUCUUUACCGGAGGUAUAUUAUCAACAAGUUCUCAAUAUUUCUCAUAUUACAUAUCUCGAAAUUAUUUAAUUCUGAAAUCUCCACAUUUUCUCCCUUUUUGUCUGAUGAGAUUUAUGUUCCAUUUGGAUUUACUUCAUCUGUCUAUGAAACAAUUUUAAUUGAUGAUGGAAGCUCUCACCAGUAUAUUAUUCCAACAAAUGAACACAUGGGAGUUCCUGAACCCUUUAGUGGAAAUCCAUCUGGGGAUGUUGUAUUCAACAUUCUCAAUGAUGACAUUCCUAACUCUUUUCAAGCAGCUUGCAAAAAACUGGGGAAGUUCUUUUUCCUGCAUCUUUAUGCUUCUUUUGAUCGACCAACUAACCAUAAAAAGCGUAGUUAUCGCUUCAGAAUUGAAGCAGUGUUCACUUCUCACAACACCUUAUCAAUUAAACCAAUUAGUCUAAGGAAUGUCACGGAGGUUGUUGUAAACAUUCUUGAUGCACAGGAAAACUGUCCAAUAUUUGCUAGGAACGUUUAUCAAUUCAGCGUCCCUGAUAAUGCCAGUCUUCAGGAGACUAUCGGCAAACUUUCUGCUAGUGGUCCCAGUUCUGGAGUAAUUGCUCAGAAUUUUUUCUACUUAGAUCCUGCAGAAGUUAUGACCCCUUUUCGUAUUGAUUUGCACUCAGGUGAUAUAUUUCUCACUCGCUCUUUGACAAGUCAGUCUACAAAUUUCGGUUAUCCAGAAUUUAUGCAGAUGGAAUCGGAAUUCGACGCUUUCGGAGUACCAAACUACACUUUCAAUGUUUUUGCUGAAAGCCGCGGUGGUCAUGACCGCAUACACUGCAAUACGAUUAGUGUAACCAGGGUUGAAACAACAAUAAUUAAGUCUAGACAUUCAGAUCUAGUGAUAAAGGUGGAACCAUUUGAGGGCAUCAACGUACCUGGUACGGCUGGUGUUGCCUACGCUCGUGUUCAUGUUAUUGAUCCACUUUCUACCGUUAAUUCAAGAGUGAAACUGAAGAUUUUAGAACCAGAUGCAAAAGAAAAGUUUGAGCUUGUACCGAUGCGUGAGAAAAACGUAUGGUUGAUUCUAGUUAAGUAUGAUAUGUCCUCCAUUUCUUUGAGCUCGUUGGUGGUUUUAACCCUGGAAGCGUACGUGGUUACUCCCACUGAAACAGAUGAAAUUAUGAGCAUGGUCAGCAAGCGCUUGUCACAUCUGAAAGUUAGCAUUCCAGUGGUUUCCAAGCUGAAGUACAAAUUAUCCUUACCUGCUGAAAUUCGAUUCCAAGUUUCAGAAGCCGCUAUUGUAAACUCAACGAUUGGAGUUUUAAAACCAUCUGCACCUUUCAAUUUGACGAAUGCAAGCUAUGUUUUUACAGACCUUCGGAGUCAGUAUCAGAAGUCAAAAUUAGGAGAAAAGAUAAAGUUGACAAAAAGCGGCUACCUUGUUGUUGUACAGCCACUUGAUUUGGAUAGUGAUCCUGAUGUUCAAAACUCAUUUCGAACUUCUGGUAGCAGUGUAAUCACUAUUCCUUUCAAUGUUGUGGAUGGCAACAACCUAUUAUUGAGUAGCGCAUCAGAGUCGCGUAUAGUUGUUGAAGUUUUCGACGUCAAUAACUUGGAUCCUAUUGUACAAAACAAUGGGUCGACAUACGAAGUACCAGAAAACGCUUCUGUAGAUUCUCUUAUCUUGUCAAUCAUUGCAUAUGAUCCGGAUAUAUCACAUACAGAUCUUUCGUACGUCUUAUAUGAUAAUGACGUCCUUCCGUUUUCGUUAUCUGGUUCUCGUCAUGACAAGCUAGUAGUGUCAAGGCCUCUAGAUGCAGAAACGAUGCCAUCUGAGUUUGUGGUGCGUGUUAGGGUAACAGAUUCUGGAGUUCCAUUGCCUCGUAGUGUUCUUGCUAUAUUCUUCAUUCGAAUUCAGGAUAUUAAUGAACACUCUCCAGUUUUUGUUGAGGAUUCUUGCGAAAUUUCAUUACCAGUCACAGAAGAAGGUUCAGUUUCUCUUAUGUCUGGUUCGUCUACGCCGAAUUUGAAGAUAGGUAGGUAUUUCGCUGAGGAUUUAGAUCGAGAUGGCCAAAGUUCUAUAACUAUACAUAUUGCUGCACGUAGUUUUCCAAGACCAUGUUUUAAAGUUGAUGAACAAACAGGGGACCUAAGUAUCAUCUGUUCGUAUUUGGGGUCACCAGGGACUCAAAUUAUCCUCAAUUUACAGGCUUCAGAUGGCAGUAAAGUUUCCAAGAAGUCGUGCAAUUUGUCACUAAAUCUGGUUCCUAUUCAAAUAGCUGGGACCAAUUUUACAAAACGUUGCAAGUCAUCUCAUAUAUAUGAUGAAUUGCAGGCUUUGAAAGUGCAAAAACGUAGGUAUGAGUUUCUACUCAGCCAGAACACUCUUUAUGAACCUCAGUCCAAUCGUCAUCGACCACAAUUUCCAACGGAUUUACCCACUCGUAUACACAUUCCUGAAAAUCUUCCUGUUGGUACAGUUAUCUUAAAGUUCGCAGCUUCAGAUGAAGAUGGUGCAGAUUAUUCAAUGGCUGGUCAAGUUGUCUAUGGAUUAGAAGCUUUGAGGUCAAUGGCUUCCGAAACUGAAGCACCAUAUGUAACAGACAUGGAUAUUAAACAAGCUUUCCUGCUUGUGCCGAAUUCUGGAUUACGUCGAGAGUAUAAUAAAAACGCAGCCACAGUUUGCUGUGGUGUGUCUCUUAUUGUUGCUGCACCUCUAGAUCGGGAAGUGAUUUCCAGUUAUAGUUUGAUUUUACAUGCAUGUGACUUGGGGCAGCCACAGUUGUGCACUUUCUCUCCACUACAUAUUUUUCUUAGUGAUCUAGAUGAUAAUGCCCCUGAGUUUCUCCAGCAAACAUCAGUUUCUCAAGCAUUUGAUGUUGCUCAUAUCCCAACUAACCCAUCUUUACCAACACCUGUUGCACAAGUUGAACAGAGUGUGGUCUCAGCUCAUAUUAGUGUUCCUGAGGAUGUACAGCCUGAUUCAAUACUGGGUCAAGUUGGAGCUCUUGAUCGUGAUGUUACAAGUGAAAUACGUUAUCAUUUGUUAAAUUUUCAAGAUAUAUUCAAGAUACACUCUCGAACAGGCAAAAUUCGCUUGAAAACAAAGCUGGAUCGAGAAACUCAGGGAGUUUAUGAACUCUUAGUCUCAGCAGUUGGGUAUCCUCGUGGAAACCAUCAGGUGUCUGAGUUCAAAAUACCAUAUUCUGACCUAAUGCAAGUUUCUCGAGCUGUGGAUUAUAAUGCUCGUCGUUCUGUCACUACGCGUGUUCGUGUAAUUGUAACAGAUGUAAACGACAACCCUCCAGUAUUCCACUCACCUGGUCUUCCUCAAGAAUCUCAUUACAUCUAUAAGAACUUGUCUGAUGUGAUUGGUUUAAACGCUUGGUUUGGUACUGAUGGAUACAUUGUUUAUGUACCUGAAGAUAUUCCUGAAGGUGCUUAUAUAACAACAUUGAUGGCUACUGAUAAAGAUGAAGGUAUGAAUGCAUUCAUCAGAUAUAGUUUAUUUGGAAAGCAAGAGAGUAGUGCAACUUGCUUCCAUACUGAUCAGCUUACUGGCGUUGUACGUUUAGCAGCAGGGUGUGAUCUGAGAAAAGGUACUCGCACUCAUAUACUUACUGCAUGGGCCAUGGAUCAUGGUGCUUCACAGUUGUAUGCCAAUAUUUCAUUCAUAGUGCAUGUCCUAUCAGUGAGAUUCAAUGUCUUUCCACCACGUUUCAUGAAUCACCCUGCACUUUUUGGUGGGUGGAUACGAGAGAACCAGCCUUGUGGGAGCUUUAUUUAUACAGAACGUAGUCUUGAGUCCAAAUUACAGUUAAAGGCAGUCGAUGUGGAAGGUCUCAAUGUUUUUUAUGCUGUGGUGGGUGGUUCCGGAUUCGGUACAUUUCGUGUGGAUGACGAUGGUUUUGUACUCAGCACGAAAGAAAUAGAUGCUGAGGCUGUACAAGACGAUGGUGGCUUUUGGUUGGUUGUUUACGCGAUCGAGUCGUUGCACCGUUCCACCUACUUAAAGUCUAAUUCCGAUAGCUUAGAAUCGCUUACAAUAUCAUCUGCAUCUAGUGGACCACUGCAUGCUAUUGCAGAACUAUUUAUUGAGGUGAUUGACGAAAAUGAUCAUUCCCCUGUAGCACAGGUUCCACACUAUCACUGUCAACUGUUUGAAAAUUCCCCUGCCAAUGUUGUCGUAGUGCAUAUCACAGCCACUGAUUCUGAUAAAGAUGCAACCAAUUUAAAGUAUCGUUUGACGACUGGUGAUCCUCAAGGUCAUUUUAUAAUAGACAUAAACACAGGUAUACUGUCAACAACAGAACGUUCUCUGGAUCGCGAAGCAGUUUUAAAAGAUACGGGGAAAGUAGAAUUAAAUCUUGGGGUCACCAUAUCUGAUAGUGAAUUCAAUCCACGAACAACUGAAGUUUUUGUUACAGUUGAAUUAUUAGAUAUAAAUGACAAUCCACCUGAGUUUAUCUAUACUUCUCCAAGUGAAUUAGCAAGUCAUGUGAUGAAUACAGAAAAUCCAUUUUAUCAUUUUCAGUAUUAUACAACAAAUUCUUCAAAUUCUCUGAUUUGUGUUGGACGUGUGUUUGCCUUGGAUUUGGAUUCUGGAUUGAAUGGGACAGUGGUUUAUGAACGUGAUCAUUCAGUUGAUUUUCUGUCGUCAGGGAGUGAUGAUUUUCUUGUGCUUCGAGACAGUGGCCUAAUUUGUACUAAAGGUGGUGUACCUCCAGUUGGUGAAUACAGGAUGCAUGUAUUUGCUAGAGAUCAAGGUCAUCCUGUUUUACGUACAGAGAAAGCGAAAUCAGCAAUUGUUUUUGUUCGUAUUCUUCAACCUCCAUCCAGUGAUAUAUCAUCUGAAACAAUUGAAGGAAUUCAUCAUAUAAGGUAUACAUCUACUCCACCAGCUAUUCAUUCAGUUGAUGACAACACUGUUGUUGGUAAAAAGAUGUUCAACUUUGCUGUUCAUGAUUCGUAUGAUCCAAGUGGUAUGGGGUUGGUGUUUGAACUUUUGACAUCCAAUCAUUCUUACCAUCAUCCAUUUGCAUUGGGUUAUUCUACACCUACAAGUUUAUUCGUCUAUUUGGCGGAGCAGUUGGACUACAAUUCACUGUCUGUUCAUAACUUAUUAUUGAUCAUUUCAAAUGGUUUAGAAAUGAUAACUACAAAGAUACAAAUCAAUGUACAAAAAGCAAUUCAUUCAAGUCCAAGGUUUUCUAUCAGUUCGAUCACCUCAGAACCGAACGUCAGUAAUGUAUCUGUUGUUGACUUAUCUCUACAACAAAACUCAACUAUUCAAAAUUGUUGCCACCAUAUUCUUAUUCAUGUAAAUCUAACUGAGUCGACAUUGACUGGAAGUCUUGUUUGUCGGUUAACUGUUAAUGAAUCGGAAAAUGAUGCUAUUCAUAGGCUACAUUAUGCAAUCAUGUCUGUUGAACAUAGUCAAACAUGGGAUUUAUUCACUUUGAACGAAUAUACAGGUGAACUGCGUGUCAAUGGGGUUUUGGAUCACGAAACUAUUCAGCAUCAUUAUAUCUUGGCUACAGUUCGUUAUUCGGAUGUACGUUCGUAUUCAUCCUAUGCAACCAUAUAUGUGCAUGUAUUAGAUACAAAUGAGUAUGCUCCACAAUUUCUCGGUUUAUACACACCUUCAAAUGAAGGGACUCAACUCAUAAGUAUAAUAGAUAAUGAUUCAGUGCCUCAAUAUUUGGGGAGCUUUACAUUUUAUACAUCAGGUUUAAAUCCUAUAAAUAGUUCGGUUGGUUGCGUCACAGCGUUUGAUCCAGAUUCUGGUGAAAAUGGGCGAAUAGUAUAUAACAUCAUAAAAGGUGAUACUGCUGAUUUCUUUGCCAUUGAACCUGUGACUGGAUGCAUAACAUUAGUGAAAUCCCUUCUCCCUAAUUAUGCGUAUUCUAACUCUGGAGAGUUUAUCUCACGUGUAAAUUCAAAACAUUUUGUUCGAACACAUCGUCUCGUUGUAUCUGCAAGUGACAAUGGGACACCUGUAUCAAAAACUAACUAUACACAAGUUAAGAUUCAUAUUGUCCCAGGUCCUGGGGGAAUCGAUGCACCAGCUCCUCGUUUCGCCUUAAAUAGUGUACUUCAUUUAUCCGCUCAUGAGAAUUUACCACCUAGUACAGUACUGGCCCCAUUGAUGCGUCAACUUACUCCUGAUUCUGCAAUUCCUGGUUUUAUUACUUUUCGGCUAGUUAGUUCCAAGCCAAUGAAUGUGCUAUCCCAUUCUUCUGUAGCUUCAAAUUUUUCCAGGAAUUUAUUUCAUGUAACUGUUGAUACGGGAUUAUUAAUUACAUCGGUUCGGUUGGAUCGAGAAACAGAUGGCGAAUUUCACCUUCUUGUUGUAGAAGUUAUCGGCACAGGUGGUAUUCGUAGUAUGUUCUAUGACCGUUUGAGCAUUCAAGUACGAAUUCUUGAUGUGAACGAUAAUCCACCGAAAAUCAUUGGUCCUAGUCGUAUGACAGGUGUGAUUUCUGAGGAUUCAUCGCCAGGUACUAUGAUCGUUGGUCAUUGUUUAGAAGAUUAUUCGAUCAGUUGUGAUACAAGCUAUAUUGGAGCAUUAAUUUUGAAGGUGACUGACUUUGACUUGGGUAUAAAUGCAAAACUUGUCUAUACGUUCGUUGGACCACAAGCGGAAGAAAAUGAUCAGUUGUUUGUGAUUGAUAAUUCAACUGGAGUGUUACGUCUUUCCGAUAAUGCAUUGUUAGAUCGUGAAACUAAAGGACAUUAUAUUCUAAUGAUUGAAGUUUCUGAUUCUGGUAAACCUUCUCUUACUGCUGAUCGGUUAAUAAGAAUUAGUGUUGAGGUUACAGAUGUAAAUGAUAGCCCACCAAUAUUUACAGAUCCAUACCAUCUACAAUCUACAUUAUUUUUGCCAACUUAUCCAAAUGAACUAAUUUUACAGCUUAAAGCCGAUGACCCAGAUUUGAAUGAUAGUGUUCACUAUUAUCUUGUUGGCGGUGAUGGUGCUGAACACUUUACUAUUGAUGAAAAUGAUGGUCUGUUACGUGUGGCACCGAAUUCUAGUCUUUCGAAGAUAAACAUACCUCAUUCUUUCUCAUCAAGUGACCAAGCCUUUUUCCUACACGUUGAAGCCAUUGAUAAUCAUAAACCAAUUCCUCAUAUUAGUCGUUCAAAUAUCACUAUAUUUGUGCGUAGUGUACAUACUGUUCGGGAACCGAAAACUCUCAUUAUUGAUCCUGUGGAUGGCUUAAAUGUUGAGGUUGAAGAACAUUAUGCCGGUUCAGAAUUGCUAAAACUAGGUCAACUGUCUGUUCGUAAUUCUCCUGUUGGUACAAUUUAUAGGUUUAUUACAUUGACUCCACACUCUGGUAUUUAUGUCCAUCCAUUAACUGGAAGUGUUUUUGCCACUGGAAAACAGAAUGCAACUGAAUUAGAUCGUGAGACCACUAAAAAUUUCACGAUGAAUAUUCUUGUACGUGACGCUCAGAACCAUGUUGGUACUGGUGUUAUAUAUGUACAUCUAUUGGAUAUCAAUGACUUUCGACCUCAAUUCAUUGGAUUACCCUAUUAUGUGGCCUUUUGUGUUGGUUCUGGCUCCAGUUUCACUUCAAUAAAUGACCGACAGUCCAGUAAAAAUGUCGAGUCUAAUCGUACCUGUAAAAGCCUUAAUCAAUUUAAAGUUACUGCUGUUGACAAAGAUGAAGGUAUAAAUGGAACUGUUGUAUAUAGUUUAACGAGUAUUCGACCUAGAGCUGAACCACCGUUGUUGUCGAUCAAUUCUACUUCUGGGCAUGUAUAUCUUCUUAGGAAUCUUCCAUCUGAUUGGACUGGCAGACAAAUUGAAGCUGUUGUUGCUGCAAUCGAUGGAGGUGGUCUUUCAUCCACAGCAACUGUCAAUAUCCAUUUAGUUGCUGAAAAUGGUCCACAAUUCUCGGCUAAUCUUUAUUCCGCUUCCAUCCUAGAAUCUGCUGCGAUCGGCGAAGCCGUUACAUCAGUUGAAGCUGUAGGCAUUGACAUCGGUGCAAGUUUGAUUUAUCGUAUUGUGAAUGCAAAGUCUAUAAAACUUGCACCUACAUGGCAUGGGGAUUUAUUUAAUGAACUUAAAGAACAGAAUCUAAUUGGAUUAGAGAAUUGUCCUUUUGCUCUGGAAUUUAAUACAGGUGUUAUUCGAUUCGCAGCUCGCGUAAAUCUUUUAAUCAACAUAACUGAUGUAAAUGAUGUUCAACCAGCAUUUUCAUUACAUGAAUAUUCUGUACAUAUACCUGAAAAUGUUCCAAUUGGUCAUCGAAUCCUUACUCUAAAAGCCUAUGAUCCUGACUCUGGUUAUGGAGGACAAAUCAGAUACAGUUUAGAGUUAUACAGCCUACAUCCUGAUUCUAGUCCUCAUUCCCAUUUUGAAUGUGAUCCUCAGACAGGUGAUAUAUUCGUUGCUAAGCAGCUGGAUUUUGAAACUGUACGUGAAUAUUUGUUUUGGGCUAUAGCAUCUGAUCAGUCUUCCGACCCAUUAGACGCACGUGUUCCACUUCAUAUUCAAAUUUUGGACUUCAAUGACAAUCCACCAUACUUCGAUUCAUCAUGGCCCAGAUCAGUUCCAAAUUCUUCUUUUACUGACUAUAUUCAUGGUGAGGAUGGUGAUGGUGAUACUAGUGAAAAUGGUCGGUCAAAAUGUGUUUACUAUGCUCAACUAAAUGAACGUUCUCCGAUCGGUACAGUUAUUCUGCAAUUAUCGGCUUCAGAUCCUGAUAUUAAUGAUUCUUUGUCGUAUAGUAUUAUUUCACUGCAUCAGAAUGAGACAUCCUAUUUUCAUCUUGGGCGAUAUGAUGGUGUACUGCGUUGGAUUCCUUUGGUGAAUGUCUUUGGAAAACCCAUCAUUACCACAAGUUUAAAUGAAGUAAUUGAAACUUUGGAUAGCGUAUCAUCGAGUCUUGAUUCAUCAAAUUCUGUAGAUCAAUUAAAAAUCAAAGUUGAAGUUACCGAUGGAUUACACUCGAGUACAUGUGAUGUCAUAGUUAAUCUUGAGCCAAGCAAUUGGGAUUCGCCUAGAUUUGAUCUACCGAAAUAUGAAUGGUGGGAAAUAUCAGAGCUAACAACUGUUGGUUCAAUUGUCAAUCGUAUUCAACCAGCUAAAGAUAUGGAUCGUGGUAAUUAUGGACGAAUAGCCUAUGACAUAGUUGGCGGUUAUGGACAGGAAUGGUUUAGCAUAGAUGCUAAUGAUGGUACUAUCCGCUUAGCUCAACCGCUAGACAGAGAGACGAAGAGUCAGUACAGUCUGUUGAUUCGUGCAAAAGACGGUGGUGAUCUAAUGGAUUAUAUGAAGUUGGAUAUUUCAGUUAAAGAUAUCAAUGAUAAUCGACCAGUAUUUACCCAAGUCAACUAUGAACUUACCUUAUUGCCUUCCAUGUAUAGUUCAUCAAUGGAGAGAAGUUUUCCAGUGACUUUGCCUUUACAGUUGAAAGCAUAUGAUGCAGAUGCAGAGGAGAAUGCUCACCUCGUCUAUCGAAUAUUUUAUCCACCUAAUCCUAUGAUACGUCGGAGUGAAGUAUCAAAAAGAUUUUCAAUUGAUUCAACUACUGGUACACUUAUCCUUAAUGCAGCCUUAUCGCCAUCUAUAGUUCAGGACAGUGAAGAACAGUUAUUGGUAGAGGCUUGUGAUUCCCCAGUCUAUGCUGAUUCUGUUGUAUUGUGCUCCAGUCCAGUGAAAAUUCAUAUACGAUAUUCUAACCAAUCGUCUAUAGUUUUACCGGAGAUCGCAUGUAAAUCUAGACCUUUGCUAGAGGAUGACAUUUUAGCCGAUCGUCAAGUGGGUGUAUGUGAUGUUAGACCUGCUAACUUAAGUCGAUUAUGGCGUUUGACCAGUGUAUUACCACCACCAUUACUAUCGAAUACUCGUUCUAUUAGCGAUUUGAACAAUAUUGAACAACAUCAACAAACGUUAUUUAGAAUAGAAUCUCAAACUGGUCGAUUAUAUUCAUCCAAACCUUUGAAUUAUGAAAUUCAGUCUGCAUAUGAAUUGAUUGUCGAGCUGCAUACAGUAAUGUAUAAUGUUGCCAUUAUUAUACGUACAGAUGUGAAAAUUGAAUUAAUCGAUGUGAACGACUGUUCACCGUAUUUCGAUUCGUCUCUGUAUCGAGUUGAUAUACCAGAGGAUUAUCCACUGAAUGUUAAGUUUCUUCGAACUCUUGCUAUGGAUGAUGACAUCUGUCUUGGCUGUAGCGGUAGCGGUCAUCAUGAUAACCGUAAUGACGAUAUCAUGGGUACUAUUGAUAAACAAGAUAUAAUUACUUAUUCUCUUUGGCCAAUAUCUACUCUAGCCUCUGAACACUUCAGUUUACGUGGAAGUUUGAAGGAUCAACGUGCUCGUUUGGAAAAGUUAACUUUAUUUAAUCACGAGCUGCAAGCUUUACGUAACCAGUUUAAAAUAGAUGCGCAAGGUUGGAUCUCACUAAAUACUCCAUUGGAUUUCGAAUCUGGUCGAGAACACGUAUUUUGGGUUAUGGCUACUGAUGUUGUUGGACAUUGGAAUACUAGUCGAGUGCAUAUUAUCGUUCGCGAUAUAAAUGAUAAUCCACCUUUAUGGCCAUUAUCACCUGUAGGCAAUGAUUCAUUUGAAUCUAUUUUAUCUAUGGACUUGAGGAAGCGUCAAAUUUUGUCGGAUGAGAUCGAAAUUUUAGAAAACUGGUGGCCAUCAAAAGAAGAAGAAAUUAUUUAUCAGUUAGCUAUUAUGGAUCCUGAUAAGGAAGCAAAAUCACAGCCUCGUUUUUCUCUUAUCAAUGAACUUCCAUCCAUCGCCUCACCAUAUACCUCUCAUGAGAAUAGUUUUUAUUUCUAUGUUCAUCCUUCUGGUGCAUUAUAUCUUCGUCGGAAACUGGAUAAAGAAUUAUCACCUGUUUAUGUGCUUCGAUUUCAAGCAUCAGAUGGAUUAUUCGUUACUCAGGAUCAAUUCGUACUACGUGUAAUAGUUAAGGAUAUGAAUGAUAACGUACCACUUUGCCUACAACCUAAUCGAGUUAUUACUGUUCGUGAAGAUUUAAAACUGGACGCAAUUCUAACAACACUGAAUGCAACAGAUUCUGAUGUAGAUCCUCGUAAUUCACUCAUUACAUAUACUAGUAAAUUUCAAAAGUCAAAUAUUUUCUCCGUUGAUAGCCACAAAGGUAUUGUUACUUUGAAUGCUUCACUGGAUUUCGAAUUAAGUCAAGAACACGAAAUCAUAAUCGAUGCUUCAGAUCCUGACGGCUUUAGUUGUUCAUUUAAUUUAAGAUUGGUUGUCUUGGAUGUGAACGAUAAUCCUCCAGUAUUUGAUAACAUUGAAAUCAGCGCUAUUCCAGAAGAUGCACCUUUAGGAAGUCUCGUCGGGAAAAUUAAUGCACGCGAUCUUGAUUCUGUUGAUACAAAUCGACUAGUAUACAGUCUUCUUGACGCUCAUGAUGCUAGUUUCAGUAUUGAAUCACAUACUGGCUUAUUGAGAAUUAGCCGACCUUUGGAUCGUGAAGUGAAAAGUACUCAUACAUUAACUGUUUUAGUAACAGACGGAUCUACUCAACAUUCUGGUGCAGGUAAUCAAUCUGUUUCAUUUACAUCGAGUGCAACAUUCACUAUAAAAUUAUUGGAUGUUAAUGAUUCUCCUCCUCAAUUUAUCAACACAUCUGCACAUCGUAUAAAAAUAUCAGAACUGGCGCAUAUAGGUGAAAGGCUAACUCGCCUAAAGGCGAUUAGCCAAGAUGAAGGUGAUAAUGCAGUAAUACAUUAUCGUUUACUUACUAAACAACCUGAAUUUCGCUUGAAUGAAACUACUGGUGAUCUAUGGCUUCAAAAGUCAUUGGACUAUGAACAAACACCAGCAUACUUUUUAACGAUCGAAGCACGUGAUCGUGGCCAACCUCCAUUGAGUAGCACAGCUGUGCUAACUGUCCAUGUGGAUGAUGAGAAUGAUAAUCGACCACAAUUUAUGGGUAGACAACGUAUCCCAGAAAAUAUUGAACUGAAUAAACUUGAUGGAUCAUCAUCUCUUGACUCAGAUUUCUACCAGUAUUACUAUGCAUUUAGUGUUGUUGAGAAUAGUCGUAAUGGUACUGUUAUUGGUAAGCUGAAUGCGAUUGAUCCAGAUAGUGGAGAUAAUGGUCGUGUAAGUUUCCAUCUAGGCGAGGAUGUUGAUUUCUCUGCCUUGUUUAAGGCAUAUCAACAGGACUCAGCAUACACAGAAUAUUUAACAGUCACUGAGGCUAAAACACGUUUCACUUUGGAUUCAGAAUCUGGUAGAUUAAUACUGGCAUUCCAACCUGACCGGGAAGUAAUCAGUGGUUAUUGGUUGGCUGUACAAGUUGAAGAUCAUGGUAAACCGAUAUCGUUAUCUAGUCUAACAUUGGUUCAUGUACAAAUAUUGGAUAUUAAUGACUGUGCACCUACAUUUGAAAAACCCAGCUAUGAAUUUUACGUGGAGGUUGAUCGAUCUGGCAACAUAAGUACAUGUUCCGAAAAACAAAAUUCGUAUGAGGUGAACUGUCAGUCUAUAUCUGGUGGUAAUGUCUUAAUUGGUCGAUUAAGACUAACAGAUGCUGACGCUUAUCCAAAUUCUGGUCCGUUUACAUGUCAACUGGCCAAUUCUGGCUUCAUGCAAACUGUACUACAUGAUACGUCGUCUAGAUCGGGUACUAUAACCACUGGCAGUGCACUAUUUUCUGUUCGAACUAUGGAAAAUAAUCAGAGCAACUCUCAGUCCAAUGGUAAUGAUCAUGCAAGAAAUGAAACAGAUUUUAGUAGAGGAGAAUGUUUAGUGUAUGCCGUCGAUAAGUUACCUGUUGGCAGUCAAAGUCUAGUGAUACGAGCCAAUGACAAUGGUUUAACUGCAUUGCACACCACAACUACAGUUACAGUUCGUGUCAUUCGGAUGUCAAAUCUACCACCGGAAAUAGUGAAUACAAAUUCCACCUUAAUUUAUUAUCAUGGUGCAUACAAUGCGAAUAUAAUGAAUAAUAAUGCUGGGUCAACUGCUUCUAAACAAGAGCAGUCAAUACAAAAUAAAGAUGCAGUUAUAGCUCGAGUAACAGUAAAAGAUCGCACAACCCAUGAUCGACUAUUUUUUGAAUUGAUAAACGAUGAUACAUCAAAUUCAAACUUAUUCUCAGUUGACCAGUAUGACGGAACUAUUCGCUCCGCUGCUACACUUUCAUCUAGUGAUUCAUCUUCACGUUCAAGUAAAGCUGGAACGAAUUCACUCCACUACUCACUUAUUCAUCUUGAUUCGGGUAUUUAUCCUCUGCGUGUACGCGUUACAAAUGGAACACUUACCUCUGAGGCUGUAAUUCAUAUUAAAAUCAUAGCUAUAACUGAAGAAAUGAUUGAUUCUUCAUUGGUUAUUCGAAUUACAAACUUACUGCCUAAUCUAUUUUAUAUGGAAAACUAUAAUACCUUAUUGCAAAGCCACUUAUCUGAUCUGCUACUGGAAUCAAGGUUAUCCCAUCUGUUGCCUUUGAGUUCAACGACAUCCUUACAGAAUUCAUCUCAGGACAAUGUAUUUAUUCUUUCUGUGCAAGAAACCGACUUUCCAAAUCGUCACUCUUUUCCCACUUCUCCUUCCUCCUCUUCAAUGUUCCAAGGAAAUGGAUUUAAUCAGCCCCGUAGUAAACGUAGUCUUGACAGAGCAGUUGAUAUUCUCGUAGCAGUGUACGAUCCGAAAGAGAGAGAAUAUAUCAAACCACAAAAAGUUGCUCAAGCUGUCAAUGGAAUCGCUGAUCGGUUAGCAGCUGAAUUUGAUGGGGAAAUUGAAGCUAUUCAUGAUGUUUGUACUCCACAGUUUUGUCCUCGUGGUCGGUGUCACACAAAAGUUACAAUUGAUCCAAAUGGGGCAAUGAAUCGCAUUGAAGUCCAUCGUGUAAAUCAAGUAUCUCCUCGAUUCAUUUUAUCACCUGUUUGUCAAUGUCCAAUACAUUUUUCUGGUCUACUCUGUAAUACACCAACAGAUGCCUGUGCUCUAGCCAAUUGUCCUGCCUCUCGAAUAUGUGUCCCUCAUGGUCUAAAUGAUUAUACGUGUAUAUGUCCACCGCCUCGUACAGGUCCUAAUUGUGAAUCACUUCUAAUCUACGGUAACAGAGAUAACUGUCAUUCAGAGGCGUGCUUUAAUCAAAGAGAAUAUGGACCAUUACAGUUCACAGGUGGAACAUUUAUUCACUGGGAAUUUGUAAAUCCGAAUCCAUUUUAUUUUGAGAUUAAAUUCUCAUUCCGAACUCGACAAACCAAUGGACCUUUAGUGUCUAUACGUUGGUCGUCAAUACGAACUUUUCAGUUGAGGCUAGCAAACAGUGGACAUUUGGUAAUUUCCCCAACAGGUUUAUCUAAUGGUCUACCAACAGAUGAUUGGUUAAUAUCUGCUGCACCAUUCACUGAUGGUCAUUGGCACCGUGUACGAUUUGUUCUAAUGGCAGUAGACUCAAAUGCAGCUAAUCCAAUCGAUGCCUUGUUUCAUAAUUCAUUUUUCUCAGAUGAUGCCUCCCUUCAAUCAGAAAAAAAAUGGAGUCCUCGUUAUGCUGGUUCCAAUUGGUGGACUGAAUUAACUGUGGAUGGAAUAAAUCCUCAAUCUACUUUAAUCAAAUGGAGUCCAGGUGAUUCACAUCAGCAAGGAAUUCUAGUCGGUGCAGAUUUAGUAUAUGGAUUUCGUCCUUUAAGUGAACCUUACAAAUUGAUAGGUGUAAAUGCAGCACCGGAGAGUAAUCUAGUCUCUAAUUCAUCACAUACAAAACCUAUUGUUUUUCGUUCAGGAAUAGUCGGUUGUUUUCGUGAUUUCAGUAUUAACCGAAUUAAACCACCGUAUCAAGUGAAUCUCGUCCCUGAACAAUCGAAAUUUGUUUUCGGUCUGUCGUCGAAUCCUUCUCUACUGAUUGUUCGAACUCAAAAACUGGAUUAUGGCUGUCAGCCUAUAGCUACAAUAUCUGGAUCAUGUGCAUCUGGUCCAUGUUUGCACGGUGGAACUUGUGUGACCGGCUCAAAACCGUCAUCUAGUGUCUCGUCAUACAUUUGUGAUUGUCCUUCGCUGUUUCAUGGGAGGCAUUGUGAAAGAACGAAUGAUGCCUGCCUACUUUCUCCGUGUUACAAUGGAGGCAGUUGUCAAACUCUUAUGACAUCGAGUAUAUCCAAGACACCGUCUCAUUCUGGUUUGGCUGCCUAUCGUUGUGUUUGUCCAGCUGGUUUAUCUGGUCUACACUGUGAAGUUGUUCAUCCUGAAAUUGUAUCACAGGCUUUUGUGUCAAGUCAAUCAACAGACAAACGUGAUUCGACGUUGAAGCCUGGAGUUGCCUGUCAUACCGCUCAGUUAAUUCUGCAACAGGAUAUGGUAAACAAAAUACAACUCACCACUAAUUCCAAUUACCGUUAUGCAUUUUCCAUACCUUCUGCAUCGAAUAUAAAUCAGGACUCAAGAAAACUGGUGUGUUUGCACAGUGGCUCCUGUCUGGACUCACCUAGUGGUCCUCAGUGUAUUUGUCCAUCUGGUUGGCAAGGAGCACGUUGUGAGUAUGAUGUGGAUGAAUGUCGCUUAGUUAAAAGUGUUUAUUCAACUCAUCUUCAUGAAUCAACACCGUAUAUUAAAUGGCUAGAAAACCGUGCCAGUCCUAAUGGAGGCUUAUGCAGUCCAUAUAGUCCUGGUAGAGGUGUGUGUUUUAACACACCUGGUUCAUACCGAUGUAAUUGUUCUAUUGGAUUUUCCGGUCAGCAUUGCCAAUCGAAGAAUUUGGUUCCAUUGAUUCCUGAUACCAAUCCUCUUGGACUCACCACAAUUGUAUUAUUGGCAUGUCGCGCUCGUGGUAUGAUUGGUGGAACGUUAGCUGGUAGUCGUAGAUCUAUUAAGUCUCCCGGUUCAUAUUGGCCAAAUGGUAAUCAACAAACUAAGCCUGCAUGUAGAUCAUCAGAUCCUCGCUUAAAUCGGCUUAGCUACUCUGCUGGUGGAAGCUUAUCUGGGGUUCCUUUUAUAGCUGCUAGUCCAGCACACCCAGGUCACGUUGGUCACAUUGGUACUCAUCCGAGGUAUCAUAUAGUACCUACAGCUCAUCGUCGUCCAUCUCUGGCUUCAUCAACGUUUGGUUUUCCAGUUGCUAUGGAUGAAAGUGCUACUGCUCUGCUGAACAGUAACUCAGGGCAAAUGCCAUUUUCUUCGGAAGGUGUUAAACUUGGAGGAAAUUGCAAUGCAGCUGCCGCAUUGACAGAUUAUGCUGACCGUGAUGAUUCUGUCACUACAUGUAAUCCUGGUCUACUUCUUUAUCCCACAGCUAUGGGUGACCAAAUGCCUGUAAUGAUGAUGCUUUCUCCUCUCCCUGGUACGCAUGGGUCAGUUGGUCCAGGCAAUCGGGCUAGUGUAAUUGCACGUUAUUCACCUGCUUCUUCAGUCAUCUUCUAUGGUCCAGGCGCUCCCUCAGGUUCUGCAACUCCUACUAAUCAGGUCCAGUCUCCCCAACCUGGCUUUAAUGUCGAUCCAUCUGGUUCUGGUUACGUCUCUCAGCGUCAAUGUUAUGCAGGCUCUCAAGUGGCUCUAUAUCCAACGGGACACCCUACAUUCUUACCUCAUCCUCAAUCUCAUCAACAGCUUAUCCAGAUGAUUAACAUGCGUCCAAACUCUGUAGUGGGUUCUGAUCGUUUGUCACUUGGUUCAGGCAGUGAUCGCUUCUCUGCCCAUAGCAGUCAGGUUUUGGCACAACCCAACAGCACAUGUGCUAUGUCUUAUCCAUGCUGUUCUCAGUCACAAGCUCUAACACCUCAAUUAUACUACCAUCAAUCAUCAGCAUCUCAUCACCAACCUUGGACACCCCAUUUGGCAAGUAAUGGACACACUCAACCUAAUUUGCUAAUCAUGAAUCAAACUCGUGAGGAUUCUCGUUCUGAAGAAGCAUUUAUGACGUUAAGACCACAGAAUACUGACAACGUCAAAGCUGAUGACGUUAGCAAGUCCCAGUCUCCUGUAAAAAGCCAACCAAAUUGUGAAACUUCAGCAUCUGAAUUAAAUACUACUAUUACUUCUACUAGUGAUAACAACGGUGAGGUAAUCAAACCUCGUCCUGUUCCUGCCAGUCUUCAGCAUACAACAAGUGCAUUUGUUUUACAAGGACGGCAGCAUUCUGUGAGACAACAAAAUAACCAUGUUCCUACUGAUGCUCAACCGAAUUGUCGAAUUCGAAAUAGUACAAUUGGAGAAGCUAAUGGUUGCAUGAAUGGUCCAUGGGUAGAUGACAUCAGUUCAUCUCCUAAUCAUAUGCAAAAUAAUCGUACAAAAUUUGAUUCUAAUCUUGUGUCAACUUCUACACAUUCGAAUGAAUUACCAAGCAAUGCAACUAGUAAUGGUAGUGGUGUUAUUCAAAACCAGAUCCCAAAUAAAUUAGAUUGGUUUGGAAACAGCUCAGGUUAUCACCCACUUUUGCGAAAUAAUACGUGCAAUUCAUUUGAAGUAAACGGAAAUCACAAAGAGUCUCAGAAUGUUACAUCAGACGCCACAGCAGAAUUCACACAGAAAUCACUGACUAAUGGAUUGGCAACAACGCAUACAAAACAAUCAUCUCUUGUAAAUAAUUCAUGCCAUGAUACAAAAAGCAUCUCAACCAUAGAUGAUAUGUGA